AGUGUGCUUGCUUGGCAGAAUACGAAAAUGGCGGCUCUGUGUGCAGAGUUUGGGGACCUGGUUCAGAUAAAAAAGCAGCUCAUAUCUGUAAUUUCUCUUUGCAAAGACAGGGGACUUUUGCACAGCGCCAAGUGGGCUUCUGAACUGGCGUUUGCUUUGGACCCUCUUCCCAAAGAUGAGCUGCCCUCACCACCUCCAUUCACAGAGGAGGAUGCUCGAGACCUGGAUGCAGUCACUUUGGCCAAGUCCUACUUUGACCUGAAAGAGUACGACCGUGCUGCUUACUUUCUGAGAGCCUGCUGUAGUCAGAAAGCUUACUUCCUCUACAUGUAUUCUCGUUAUUUGUCAGGUGAGAAAAAGAAAGAUGAUGAGACCGUGGAUAGCCUGGGUCCUUUGGAGAAGGGUCAGGUGCGCAAUGAAGCUCUGCGAGAACUGAGAGUUGAGCUCAGCAAGAAGCACUCAGCAGGAGAGCUGGAUGGCUUUGCCCUCUAUCUGUAUGGAGUUGUUCUACGAAAACUUGAUCUCCUUAAGGAGGCGGUGGACGUCUUAGUGGAGGCACUUCAUGCUCUUCCUCUUCACUGGGGCGCAUGGCUAGAGCUCAGUAACCUCGUCACCAAUAUUGACAUGCUGAAGUCUCUGUCUCUGCCCGACUGCUGGGUUAAAGACUUCUUCAUGGCCCAAAUGUACACAGAGCUGCAGAUGAUCAAAGAGGCGCUGCAGAAAUAUCAUAGCCUCAUCCAGGCUGGCUUUUCCAAGAGCACCUACAUUAUCUCACAGAUUGCCGUGGCCUACCACAACAUUAGAGAUAUCGAUCAAGCUUUGGCUUUGUUCAAUGAGCUGAGAGAGCAGGAUCCGUGUCGCAUCGACAACAUGGACACGUUCUCCAACCUGCUGUAUGUCAAGGGUAUGAAACCAGAGUUGAGUUAUCUGGCCCACAACCUGGUGGAGAUCGACAAAUACAGAGUGGAGACUUGUUGUGUUAUUGGUAACUACUACAGCUUACGCUCCCAGCACGAGAAGGCAGCGCUGUACUUCCAGCGGGCUCUCAAGCUGAACCCUCGAUGUCUCGGAGCUUGGACCCUGAUGGGCCACGAGUACAUGGAGAUGAAGAACACGUCAGCAGCCAUCCAAGCAUACAGGCAUGCCAUAGAAGUGAAUAAGCGUGAUUACAGGGCCUGGUAUGGCCUGGGACAGACUUACGAGAUUCUCAAGAUGCCCUUUUAUUGUUUGUACUAUUAUCGAAAGGCUCAUCAGCUCAGACCAAAUGACUCACGCAUGUUGGUGGCAUUGGGUGAAAGCUAUGAAAAACUGUCACAGCAAGGUGAAGCCAAAAAGUGCUACUGGAGGGCAUACUCUGUUGGCGAUGUAGAAAAAAUGGCUCUGCUCAAACUAGCUAAGCUCCACGAGCAGCUGAACGAGUCGGAUGAUGCUGCUCGAUGUUACAUGUUUUACAUUCAGGACAUUUUUUCUUGUGCGGAACAACUGGAGCACGCAGAAGUAAGCACAGCCCUGCGCUACCUGGGUCAGUACUAUUUCAAGAACAAGUUGUAUGACGAGGCGUCCCUCUGCGCUCAACGCUGCUGUGACUACAAUGAUGCUCGCGAAGAAGGAAAGGCUCUGUUGAGGCAGAUCUCACAGGUGAGGGAUCAGACAGAGACGCCGUCUGCAGAUCUCUUCGCUCCGCUGUCAAACAACAACACACCAGUGAGGAGGGUGUCUCCUCUCAACCUGAUCUCCUUUACUCCCUAACAUUCAGACUGUUUAUAUUUUUAAUACAUUUUCUGCCUUCUUCUCACUUAAAGGCAAUUCUGGACAACAUAUGAUGCAUUUUUGCUACCAGUGUACAAACAGAAACGUGCUAUUUGUUGGGAAAAAUAAAUAAAUGUGUGAAACUUUU
Messenger RNA from Oryzias latipes (Japanese medaka), 1897 nucleotides. RefSeq names its product CDC23 (cell division cycle 23, yeast, homolog) (gene cdc23). Gene Ontology annotation, molecular function: protein binding. The record is from RefSeq and is a predicted model, not a curated record. NCBI's taxonomy places the organism in Eukaryota, Metazoa, Chordata, Actinopteri, Beloniformes, Adrianichthyidae. Gene Ontology annotation, biological process: protein ubiquitination; anaphase-promoting complex-dependent catabolic process; cell division. Gene Ontology annotation, cellular component: anaphase-promoting complex.